AAUUGGGGGGAUUAUAAAAAACAGGGGAAACAGAGGAGGAGAGAGAAAACAGGAAGAAAGAAAAAAAUGGUGAGGGUGAGCAGAGUGGUGAUGAAAAAUGUAGGAGAAGGAAUCACUAAAACUCUCUCUGAAAUUCUUGUUUGCCCAUUAACCAAACAGCCCUUAAGGUACUGUGAGAAGACAGGAUCAUUGAUUAGUGAUGAAAUUGGGGUUUCUUUUCCGAUAGUUGAUGGGAUACCUCGCUUGGUUCCAAAGGAUGGGAAGAUACUUGAAGAUGAAGAAUUAUCCAAAUCAGGUAGCUAAAAUGGAAGUGAAAGAUUGAGAUGUUUUGUACGGACUACUUUUCUACUUCGUAUUAUGCAGGAAAAUCCACGGAAUUUUACUUGUAUGUUUCUUGGUAUUUCCCUGAGAUCACUGCUACGAGUCACAUGUAACAUUAGCUCGGUGUUUUAGGACUAGGUGAUCAAUAAUUUCAUAUAAUCAUCUUCUUUCAUCUACAUCCCAUUUGUACUACACGUAUACUAUAAAAUACUACACGUUUGAAGAUUUUACAAAUUUCUGUUA
Messenger RNA from Spinacia oleracea (spinach), 564 nucleotides. RefSeq lists its product as uncharacterized. The coding region runs from base 67 to 303 and encodes 78 amino acids. The record is from RefSeq and is a predicted model, not a curated record. The transcript has 3 exons. NCBI's taxonomy places the organism in Eukaryota, Viridiplantae, Streptophyta, Magnoliopsida, Caryophyllales, Amaranthaceae.